GAAGAAUUGAUAACCAUGUCACCAGUCAAGUCCCAAGGUAGAACAAAUGCCACAAAGCAGAGGGCAGAGGCAGCAAAAAAAGGAAAUCAACAGAAAGAUAUGAGACAGAAUGGUUCCAAAGCUUCUCAGUCUCGCUCUAAAGUGCCUAAUGGAAAACAAAAAGGUAGAGGGAAUUCACCAACUCUGGAGGAUGGAAAGACAAUUCAAGUGAAGAGUAACAGAAGGAACAAAGCAGAUCUAAGUAAAGAGGGAGGUACAGAACAAAAGGAACCACAGGAACAAGCGGGGAACACAUUAGGAAACGGACCAACUGCAAAUGGCAAAUCACAACCUCAACAUGAGAAAGAUAGUAAGAAUACAGGGGGCAUAAACAAGACCACCAAACUCAAAGCACCCACAACCAUACAAGGGAGGAUCAACAAGCUCCCCGCCAAGCCUGACAAUAAGAGAAGUGACAAAGUGACAGAGAAUGAGGAGGAGGAAUCAGAGAGCGAUGCAGGAAGCUCAGCAGAGGUGACGGAAGAGGAAAGUAGUAACGGUGAGAAGGAGGAGGAGCAGGAGCAGGGCAGUAACAAAGAGCCAGCUGAGACGCAGGGGAGUGAGGAGAGCAGUGAGCAGGAGGCUGAGGCAUCAGAUACUCAAAGUGACACAGAACAGAUAGCAAACGAAGAAUCAGACAAAGAGCUUUCAGAGGAAGCCAAAUCCAUAAGUGACUCCAAGGUUGAACCAGUUGCAUCCAGUGAAGAAGAAGAAGAGGAAAACAAGAAUGAGGUUGUAUCUGAAGCGUUCAUCAGUUAUGGGGGUGAAGACAAGGAGAUGACCCAGGAAGGCACAUCUGAAAAGCCAACAGCUGUUAAAGCCUGCAGACAACGCAGACAGACUCCUCAUCCAUCAAAGCCUACACAAGGGCAGAAACACAAGAUGUUCAAAAAAACAAAGGCAGAUAAGCAGGCGGGGAAGACUGAGAAACAGAGGGCCAAAGCAGAAAAGCAGAGGUUAAAAAAGGAAGCCAAACAAAAAGCCAAGGAAGAAAAAAAGAACAUAAAGAAGCCACAAAAAGAGGACAAACCCAGUUCUGCAACAGACGAGAUACAACCACCAAAAGGUCUUUCCUUCAACAAGGUUAACACAGCAAAAGACAAGACCCAGUUAGCAAACAAAACAAAAAAUAUCAAUGAGAAAGAUGCAUCUGUAGAAGCUGAUCCAGAUGAGCAGGAGGCUGAACCAACAUUGACCAAAGCCAUCAAAGGCCAAAACCGAAUUAUGCUUCUCAAAGCCAAAGGUAAAGACCUCAAAGCCAUUCUGGAGCCUGAGGAGCAGCAGGAUACUAGAAGCGUCGUCAAAGGGCGCCCACAGAGCUUGCUCUUGGGGAAGGUCAAGAUGGCAUCUCUCCGACAUAAAGCAAAUAAGAUUUUAGCAAAGCCUGACAAGGAAAAAUCAGAGAGUGAGGAAGUUGAGGGGUGGUCCAGCAAACCCAAGGAACAUUUGAUAGCACAAAGAAAAGGUAUGACCCCUCUUCACCGAGUGACUGGUUGGAUUCAGAAGAACAUGCCACAGGGGUUAAACUUGAGAAAGAAACUUUCUGCUUGCACUAAAGCCAUCGGGGUCUCCCGCUGGCUCUCCCUUCGGGCAAUAAAACAGAAACAAGGUCCCAGAAAAUCUAAGGACAAUAUCCUCAAACAUAGAAUGGUCAUGAGAAUUGCCAGUAAAACCAGCCUGGCCAGUAAGAAAAAUAGGAGCUCCUCUGAGGACAAACUGGCUAAAGAGAAAGCCAGCCUCCAGGGAAUGGCAGGGGACAGAGGGGAAGAAGUGGCCCCAGCUGGAGAGAAAGAGAUAGAGGCCAAAUAUGCUGUGGUACUUCCCAGGAUGAACAAAAUGGGCAAAGCAAAGACAGUUAAGGUGCCCCAGGCAGCUCCUGGACCCUCUAUUCUAUCAAGUACCACUGGAUCACCUGGAGAACUCACUACAUCAGAGCCCAAAGUCCUGAAACCAGGUGCCAGGCUUGUGCUCACUGUCAAACCGGAUCUCAGCCUCUUGAAGUCCAUCAAGAAACCCUUGCCAGGAGGGUUAACAUCAGCUGGAGAUGUAGCAGAGAGGAGCCCUGGGUCCAGUGGUACUCUGGAAGGAGCAUCCAACGCUGAGGAUAGAAACAGGAGAGCUGCCCUAGACAAUCAAGAUGGAGUCAGUGUACUACAGGCUGCAAGAGGGAAACUGGACCCCUCCCAGAUCAACCUGACCACGAUGUCCUUGUCAGGAGGAACAAUAGGUGGUGGACUGACUCAGGCCAAAGGACAAGACUCAGAGAGAGAGGCUGCAGCUGGAAUACCCAGGUCCACCACUCAGCCCUUUCCAAAUGGGGAGGCAAGUGCGGUGAUGUCAAGUUCGCGGCCCUUGUAUGAAGAAGAGGCAGACAGAGAAGUGGCCCAGCUGAUGGGUGGGGGGGGUAUAUAUACUAUCGCCCAACCAGAGGUGCACUGGGCUGGGAACCCACAGAUGAGCGGAGAUCCUCAGGACUGGCUGCGUGCUGAGAACCUGUUGCCCCACCAGACGGUAGAGAAGCUAUUUAAGUGGACAGUCUAUGACGAUGGGGGCCAGACCAGGUCAAUUCCUGCCCACAAUGGCAGGGGCCCCUGGGAAUCAGAGGACCCCACCCAGGAGAUGCUGGAGAGUCGACUACUCAGCGCACAGGUUGUGAUGACUGGCUGCAAAAUAGCUAUAGAGGUGGAUGAGGUGGAGGAUCUGUCUCAGCUAGAAGAGGUGUGUGAGAGCUCUGUGCUUCUGAAUCUGAAGAAGAGGUUCCACCGUGACUGUAUUUACACUUACAUUGGAAAUAUGCUGCUGUCCAUUAACCCCUUCAAGCCCCUUAACAUCUACACAGAGGAGCUGAGACAGAAAUACCAGGGCAAAGAGCAGCAGAAAAACUCACCCCAUGUGUAUGCCAUAGCCGACGCCAUUUUCAGUCAGUCUCAAGCCUCCACACAGGAGCAGUGCAUCAUCAUAAGUGGCCAGAGUGGUUCAGGGAAGACUGAAACUACCAAGCUGAUAGUCCACUACCUCAGCUCCAUGUAUCAAAGCAGAAAUCACAAACUGCAACAGCCCAUGGAGGUCUUUCCCAUCCUGGAGAGUUUUGGGAAUGCCAAGACCAUCCUCAACAACAAUUCCAGCCGCUUUGGCAAGUACCUCCACAUCCACAUUCUCCAUGGGGUUGUUGUAGGGACCUCGUUGUCCAAAUAUCUCCUUGAGAAGUCCAGGGUUGUCUUUCAGGCCAAUGAGGAGAGGAACUACCAUGUGUUCUAUGAGCUGCUGGCAGGUAUGAAUGACUGGGACAAACAGGAGCUCUACCUGCAAGGAGCCGAGACCUAUUACUACCUAAACCAAGGUGGUGCCUGUGAAUUGAAGGGGAAGCAGGACAAGCAGGACUUCCAGGUUUUGGUUCAGUGCUUUGAGACCAUCGGUCUGCAUGCUGACCAGAUUUCAACCGUCUGGGCCAUCCUCUCCUCUAUCCUGCAGCUCGGCAACAUGUGCUUCAGCUCGUAUGAGAGCGAGUCGUUUGAGGUGGCUCGUAUCUUCAGCGAGGCUGAGGGCAGGCGGGUUGGCUCCUUGUUGCAGAUUUCGUCCGAGGCCCUUCAGACCGUCAUCACUCACAAAGUCACAGAGACGGCCUAUGACAGGAUCUACUGCCCUUUAUCUGUGGAAAAUGCCAUAGAAGCCAGAGAUGCUAUUGCCAAAGCCUUGUAUUCAGUGAUGUUUGACUGGUUGUUGGAGCAGAUCAAUAACUGGUUGAGUCCCACAGAGAUGGACAGCACAGUGGGCAUAGUCGACAUCUACGGGUUUGAGGACCUGGGAGUGAACAGCUUUGAGCAGCUGUGUAUCAACUUUGCCAAUGAGCAGCUGCAACACUUUGUCAACAAGGCACUGAUCUCCCAGGAACAAGAAGAGUACAGUGCAGAACAGAUCCAGUGGUAUCCGAUGCCACUUAAGAACUUCCACUCCUGCCUGGAGCUGAUCUCCUCCCGACCACACGGCAUCCUCCGCAUACUGGACGAUCAGACCUGCCUCCCCCAGGCCACUGACCACACCUUCCUCCAGAAGUGCCACUACCACCAUGGGAACAGCCCCUACUAUGCCAAGCCCAAGAACCCACUGCCAGUCUUCACUGUCUAUCACUAUGCUGGAGCUGUCACUUAUCAGGUUCAUAAUUUCCUGAAUAAGAACCAUGACCAGUUCAGGACAGAAGUGGUGGAGCUUUUUGCCAGGAGUCGGUUAAAGAUGGUGUCUGAGUUAUUCCGGAAGGUUCAGGAUGGUUACAUUCAGCAGAGAGAGCUGGGCUGGAGAGGGAAGGGCCUCCGUCAGCAGCCCUCUACUGCUGCCUCACACUUCCUUCAGUCCCUGACUGAACUCACCACCCGCCUGGAGAGAUGCAAAACCACUUUUAUUCGUUGUCUGAAGCCAAACUACAUCAAGGUUCCUGGGAUCUUUGACGUAGACUAUGUAUUGGCCCAGCUGAGGUAUGCCGGGAUGCUGGAGACCAUCCGCAUCAGAAAAGAGGGUUUCCCCAUACGGCUACAGUACUCCUACUUCAUUGAGAGAUACGGGGUGCUGCUCACACAGCGGCUGAGUGAGGUGUCGGACAGAGAGCAGGCGGUAGCGCUGCUGGACAUGGCUGGUGCAGAGGAGGGACAGUACCAGCUGGGACUCACCAAGGUGUUCCUCAAGGAGCUUCUGUACCAGCAGCUAGAGGAGAAGUGGAUCAGCACCCAGACCUGGGCUGCCAUCACCAUCCAGAGGAACAUCAGAGGCUUCCUCUGCAGGAAGAACUUCAAGUUCUUCAAACAGAAAGCCAUCGUCAUCCAGAGCCACAUCCGAGGACACCAGGCGAGGAAGUACUAUAAGCGCCUGAAGCAGUCCUUCAUCCAGUUCUGGGCAGUGAUGAUGAUAACCAGGAACACCAUCAAGAGACGCCAUUGGAGGAAGGAAUUUCACGAGAAGAACAAAGUAAAGGCAGUGACAAGGACUAAGUCUGUCUCUCCGGGAAUGGAUGUGGGGUUGUUGGAGAUCCCUGCUGAGCUGUCAGCCAGACUUCGCAGUGCAGCAGUGCGGCAGCAUGCGUCAGGGGUCACAGAGGUUGCACCUCCUCAAGUGAAGGCAGAACACAAGCUCACCCUGCCUCUGGAUAUAGACAGAUACCCAUUCUCUCGCUAUGCCAAGUCCAUAUUAAAGGAUACAUGGUGCCAGCCUCAGGGAUACCCCCUCCAGAGACCCCUAACCCCUCUGGAACCUGAAGAUGCCAGAACUGCCCUGGAGAUUUACAAAUUGAUCUUACGGUUUACAGGUGAGUCAGACCUCAGUGGCUGGCAGGAGCAAAUGUUGGGUAACUACAUAGUGGAGAAGGGUCAGAACCGGCCAGCCUUGAGGGAUGAGAUCCUGGCCCAGUUGGUUUAUCACAUGUGGGGCCUGCAGGAGGAGAAGGACAGUCUGAGGGGCUGGCUGCUGCUGGCCUGCUGCCUCAGUGCCUUUGCCCCCUCACCAACACUGGAAAAACCCCUGCUCAAGUAUGUGUCUGACCAUGGUCCAGGGGAGUACCGCUCAUUGUGCCAACACAAACUGCUGACAUCUCUCCAGCUCCCAGCUCCCACUGCCCGCAUCUACCCCCCUGUCCAACUAGAGUGGACCACCAACCAGAGGAAGGGCACUAUGCUGCUGGAUGUACACACCUUCAAUGAUGAAAAGCUGACAACUGAAGUGGAAUCAUGGACCACAGGAGAGCAGCUGGCCUCAUGGCUUCUUCAUUUCAGAGGUGUGUCGGAGGCGAUGCAGGGCUGGACGGUGUCUCUUCUGACUGAUGAAGGUUGGUCAGAUCUGGUAGGCUCGGACUUUGUCAUGGAUCUUCUGGCUGGAGCUGAAGCUGAAGUGCUGCCACCACCAGGGACUCCAUCCUCUUUAAACUCUGACUACCUGUUCAGCAGCCAAGGAGACAGGAUGCCAGCUACAGAUCUGGAUGACUUCAUCCCACCAGCACCUCCCAUGCAAGCUCCUGGGCUGCCUUCUUUUGAGGGAAGCCCCUGGGGAAGAGAUUAUCCACAGGAAGGCCGUGGUCGACAGAUGGAUGCCUACGUUGAUGACUUGUUUGACCCUGUACUAGACCAAGGACCUCCAGACAUGGAAAGAGUAGCCAUGCUAAACCGCAGGAUGAGAGGAGGAGGAGGAAUUGGACCCAUGCAGCCUGGCAUGUAUGGAACUGGUAUGCCUAUGACAAUGCCAAGCUAUCCUAUGAGAAUGCCGGUUGACCCAUCAAUGCCCUUCAAUGGUGCAACUCCCAUGAUGCCAAACAUGAUGGCCUUGCCAACCAUGCCAGCCAUGAUGUUGCCUCAGACUUCCAUGCCUGCCUCGCCUGUCAUUGACCCCGUGCAGAUGGCAGCAACACAGCAGGCCCUCAUCAAUCAGCAGGCCAUUCUCAUGGCCCAGCAAAUGACCCUGCAGGCGAUGACUCUGUCCCAGCAGCAGACACAGGAGCAGCAGCAGAAGAAGAAGGAGCAGGAGAGAAAGGAGGAAGAGGAGAGGCAGCGGAGACGAAAGUCCGAGCAACGGUCCAGGGAACGCUCACCAUCCCCUCGAUCUCUCUCACACCCACCUGCCCAGCCCAAAGCACCUGCACCUGCACCUCAACGCACUUCCAGCUACAGGCAGCCUGAGCCAGAAAGAGAAGUGGAUUUGCCAGAUCCAGAUGACCUGCAGUCUUUCAGAGACAAGAGGGAAUACUUCCAGAAGAUUGGCACUCAGCCCCAAGGUGAAUCCAAAACCCAAAAGCCUCGGCCAGCACCCCCCAGCCCACCCAUACAGCAGCAACGCUCCCCGCCACCCCCGCCUCCAGCACCUAAGCCUCAGGUGAAGCAUCUCCACACCUCUCCUGCCAGAGAAGCGAACCCCCCAAAAGCAACACUUACCCCAGCUCCUCUUGCUAAGCCUCAGCCCGAACCCACCUCCAGCAUCCGGGAAAUCAUUAAACAGUAUAACAGCCGACCCCCACCAGAACCCAAACUUUUAGAGCCUGUCAGACCUCCUGUACGGCAUUUUAUAAAGAAGAGUGACCCCAAAGAAGAAGCUAUGGCCAAACUCAAAAACAAAGCACCAGUGCCACAACAGAAGUGGGUGCCUCCUCCGCCACCAGUCAAGAGAGAGCAACCUCCUCCCAGGACCCCCUCCCCACAGCCCUCUCCUCCCUUCACCAGGGGUCCGCGUGUCAUCUCCAACAACAUGAGGCAGAAACAGCGCUCCCUGGAGGACAUGUUUGGCUCGCAGCGCUCCCAGCACCCUCUGCCUGAUCCCCCCGACUCCCCGCCACCUCCUCCGCACCCAGCACCCAUCCUUCAGAACAUCCCUGACCCGCCGCCGAUGGCUACCCCGUCUCUCAAUGUGAUGCCAGAUGAGGAGGGCAUUCGCUCCCAGCUCCACCGCUUCUCUUCUGAUGUUUACUUCUCUUAUUCUAACAUGCUGGGAAAACUGUUCCUGCGAAAAGAAGUGUUUUACCCCAGAGAGAUGUUCAACUGGCCCUACAUCCUCAAUCUGUUAUGUGAACAGAUUAUGAGGGACACCUACUCUGACAGCUGUGUGAGGAUCAGCAGAGAGGAGAGGAAGAAGAUGAAGGACCUGCUGGCAAAUUUCAAUGUGGGAACGACUAUAAGCACGAUCCAGAAUGACAGCAUGAAGAAGAGAAUUGUCAUUGCUGCUCGAGACAACUGGGAAAACUACUUUACCCGCCUGUUCCCUGUAAAGUUGGACAGUGGAGAUGCUCAGGUUUUCGGUGUGUCUCAUCGUGGCAUUCGUCUCCUGAAGGUGGUCAGAGCAUCAGGCAUCAACCCCAAACACCUCCGUAUCCUCAGAAGCUACAGUUUUGCAGAGCUGCUGUCAGUAGACCUCCAGGGUGCAGACAGAGUGGAACUGGAGCUAAAGAGUGAAAACUUGGUGCUGCUGUCAUCCAGAGCCCCUCAGAUCACUGCCAUGAUCCGAUUCUUCCUCCAGGAGCUCAUCAGGGACUCAGGGCAUGUGGUUGCCCUGAAAAGUUUUGUGACAGAUGACAAAAGUCUGCUCAGCUUCAGCAAGGGUGACAUCAUCAAACUGCUGCCAAUGGAAGGACUUGAGAGAGGCUGGUGUUUUGGCACCAUGGGAGGGCGCUCAGGUCUUUUCCCAGACAACCUCACCCAGCCAUCUGCAGCCCCGGACUACCACUGUCUCCACCUUGACCGAAGAGAUAACAGGAGGAAAAGCAUGAGGGGCGCUAGACCUGUCAGUCCACCCAAGGGCCCGUCUUCAGGUCCCAUCAGCAGAUCCAUGGGCAGCACUGAUUCAGAGUGGCCCAGCAGAGAGGCCUCACUCCGGUGCUCGGUACCGGGAUCGGUUCAGAGAUCAGUCCAGGGCUCAGUCCAGGGCUCAGUCCACGAGUUGGAGAUCCACUCAGCCAUGGCUGAGUUUGCAAUGAAGUACUUUAGAGUGGGGACUACCACUCUGCCAGCCAGUGGAAGGAAUUUUUCAGAAGCAGUUCAACACACAGAGGUUCCCAUACAGGAGUCCCUCAUUCUCUACAGUGAUCCUGAAAUCAAUGAUUUAUCUGUCCAGUGCUUCAUGAACGUGAUGCAGUUCAUGGGUGACAUGCCAACAAAGAAGAAUAACACCCAGUCAGACUGUCUGAGCCACAUCUUACUGUUAGGGAAGGAAAAGAUGCUGCUGAGAGAUGAAAUCUACUGCCAGGUCAUCAAGCAAACCACCAACAACCCAACCAAAUCCAUCUGUACCCUCGGCUGGCGGCUGUUCAACCUGGUGACUGGGUUCUUCCCCUGUUCUGGGACUCUGCAGCCCUACGUCACACGUCACCUACACGACAUCUCUCAGGACUACGAACACAUGUACCAAGAGCUGGCGUGUGUGUGUCAGGAUAACCUUCAGCGAUCUCUCCGUUUUGGUGGUCGCCGUAACAUCCCCUCUCAUGAAGAGAUGGAGGCCAUUCUGGCUGGCAAAACUUCUCGACGUAUUCCUAUUCAGCUGCCAGGAGGAGUGGAUUUCACCAUCAAGAUACACAGCUUCAGUAUGGCAGCAGAUGUGGCAACAAAGUUCUGUAAUGAAAUCGGCAUCUCAAAUCUCACAGAAAUCAGAGAGUUCUCCAUCCUCGCCAACCGACGUCAAGACGGGAUGGUGCGUCCCCUCCAUGCUGAAGAGUAUCUGUUUGACUUCCUGCUGGAUGAUGGCUCCAUCUUCUUGUCCCUGAAAAGACUGAUGUGGAGAAACCCUCUGUCCUUCAACAGUGACCUCUAUGUGGAGUUCCACUACCAGCAGCUCCUGGGUGACUACCUAAGUGGGCGGCUGAUGCUUGCUCCUGCUGCAGGUGGUUCCCCAUCAGUCCAGCAGGUAGCAGAGCUGUCAGCCCUGCAGCAUCUGGCUCGGGGACUGAAGCACCAGCCCUCGCUGCCAGAGAUAAAGGAGUACCUGCCCUCACAGGACGGGCUCAGCAGUAAAGUUGAAGAGAUCCACGCCUUCUGUGAGGGCCAGACAGCUGCCAGGCUGUCCCUUAGCCCUCAAGAUGCCAAAAUACAAUUCAUUGAGUUUCUGAGCACCCUGCCUAUGUUUGGCUCCAACAUUUUCUUGGCCCAGAAGGUCAGCCAGCGUGGCUGUCCCUCCCCAUGCAUGAUCAGUAUCAGCCAGGAGGGGGUGCUGUUCCUUCACCCCAAAACACAGGAGCGAGUCUUUCUGAUUCCUCUGGCAGACGUGCAGUUCAUGCGCACCAUCCGCCCCAAGAAGCAAGGCAAAGUGCCGGCUCUGGACAUCGAUUAUGGCAAUCCAGGCCGUCCGAAAAAAGUCACCAUUCAUCUCAAACAGGCUAAGGAGUUGUGCCACAUCCUUGCUCUGAUAAUGGAAGAAGUGAUCCGACCAUCAGUCAACAGCUCCAUUUCAAAUCGCCAGUAGACACACACGCACACACACACACACACACAGUAUAGAGAGUUUUUGGUCAUCACUUGCUUCUGUAACUUUUGUGUUUACCUUUUUUGUUAAUUUAUGGGUUAUUUUCUGUGUAACGUCGUAGAUAGGGCGUCAUUGAUGGAAUGGGCUGAAUAGAAACAUGAACGUGCACACACAGUGCUGAUAUUCUCCCCAGUGUUUUCUGACAGGAAGUGAUGCAGAGAUGACAGGUAUAAGUGAAUGCAGGAGGGAUUAGAGUAAUUCAUAAUUGUACAAAAUCAGUGCUUUAAAAAUGUCUCCUUUGUGUAUUAAAAUUCUAUGAGACAAUUGUUGGAAGUUAAUGUUAUAAUGAUGUCAUGUAAUAUAAGUAAAUCAUUUAUAAUAAUUAAAGAAAUAUGUUGAUUCAUUUAA
Siniperca chuatsi (mandarin fish) is the source of this 10362-nucleotide messenger RNA. It is a transcript of the gene myo15b, whose product is annotated as myosin XVB. The record is from RefSeq and is a predicted model, not a curated record. The transcript has 66 exons. Gene Ontology annotation, molecular function: cytoskeletal motor activity; protein binding; ATP binding. Gene Ontology annotation, cellular component: cytoskeleton; myosin complex. NCBI's taxonomy places the organism in Eukaryota, Metazoa, Chordata, Actinopteri, Centrarchiformes, Sinipercidae. The coding region runs from base 16 to 9954 and encodes 3312 amino acids.